CAUAUCUCAAACAGUUGUUUUUUAGCUUCUGCAACAGCAUCUCCUCCACACAAAAUUCUGACCAGUUUUUUUCUCAUUUUACCUUCUUCUUUUUCAAUUUAGUGGUGUCGCUUUUUUUGCGAAUAGCAUAAAAUUCGCCACAAUGGCGUCCGCAAAUUACGUCCAAGCCUGGGGCGAUGGUCUCAACGUGGCGCAGGCGGGUCUUCCAGCCACUUUUCAUAUCAAUCCGAACGGUCAAGACAUGUCGGGAAUCACUUUUGGCGUGGAAGGUCCAUCCCGUCCCGACUUUCAAUUCCAGCAUUUACAAGGUGGCGUAGUUGCGGCGACGUAUACACCAAUUUUCCCAGGACCGUAUCGAAUUCAUAUCAAAUUUUUUGGUCGUGACAUCCCCGGAUCGCCGUUUGCCUUAAAUGUCGUGGGUGACACGUCCCAACAUGCCGAACAUGCUUCCGCCGUCUUCACUGGAGUUAAAGUUUCCGGACCUGCCAUCACUUCUGGGAAAAGUUUCAUCACGAACCAGUUCCUCAUGGAUACACGUGGGUCAGGGGUCACGGGAGGGUUGAAUGCGUACAUGGAAGGACCGGGCCGAGCGGAUGUCGGAUUUAAAGAAAAUUUAGACGGAACGAUCCACGUCCAAUACAAGCCCCAGAAGUCGGGAGCAUACCGACUCCAUAUCAAAUUUGGGGACACUCACAUCCAAGGGUCCCCUUUUCUCAUUAACGUUCAGUAGGUCAAGGUCAUCCAAUCUGUACAGAAUCGCUUACUAAAAUAAUUAUGUAUUAUUUAAUUGCUACAUUUAACUGCUCUUACAUAAAUAAAUACCUUACGUGUUCCUUCCACCCAUAAAAUACAAAUCCAGCCAAGAACUUACAUAAUUCGUGCCUCGCGUAUCUACAUAUCUGGGUCACGAUGUAAAUAAAUAAGUAAAUUAAGGUCAAAGUCACGUCAAUGUCAAAAAUUCCCUUCCGGAGAAAACUUGCUAGGGAUAUGUAAAAACGUGCAAUUUUUUGAAAUUAUACGUAACGUGACUGUACACAUGUAUUUCAUUCAUCUUCUUAAAUAUUGUCGCUAAUUGGUCCUGUGAAAUUGAGAAAUUGAGCCGAAACCGUAAUAAAAACAGAGUCUAUUGUGUUCUUAAACGGUG
Folsomia candida is the source of this 1144-nucleotide messenger RNA. Its product is annotated as filamin-A. The transcript is spliced from 5 exons. The record is from RefSeq and is a predicted model, not a curated record. NCBI's taxonomy places the organism in Eukaryota, Metazoa, Arthropoda, Collembola, Entomobryomorpha, Isotomidae. The coding region runs from base 143 to 730 and encodes 195 amino acids. Gene Ontology annotation, biological process: actin cytoskeleton organization. Gene Ontology annotation, molecular function: actin filament binding.